Malaclemys terrapin pileata is the source of this 715-nucleotide messenger RNA. RefSeq names its product guanylate cyclase activator 2A (gene GUCA2A). The record is from RefSeq and is a predicted model, not a curated record. Bases 185 to 508 code for a protein of 107 amino acids. Gene Ontology annotation, cellular component: extracellular region. The transcript is spliced from 4 exons. Gene Ontology annotation, molecular function: guanylate cyclase activator activity. Lineage: Eukaryota; Metazoa; Chordata; Testudines; Emydidae.
CUUGAGUCUUGAGAGAGCAAGACAGAGUGACGGCAUGCCACCGAAGGAAAGGGAGUCAGCCAGGCAGAGCUAAUCCCCAGACAUGGCCAGAAGGAGUUGCUCCAGCGGUUAAAGGAAACCCAGGUCCAAAGAACUUCUAGGCAAGGCGAGAGCUGAGAGGCACUUCCUGAGACUUCUGCUCACCAUGAAGGCUUUCCUGACUGCAGUUCUGUGUCUGUGCACCCUGGCAGCCUUCUCUGACUGUGUCACAGUCCAGGUGGGAGAGUUCUCAUUCCCCCUGGAGUCUGUGAAGAAGCUGAAAGACCUCCUAGACAGUUCCGUGACCAGGAAUCCUCAUGUGCUCAGCAUCAGAUCCGCUUCUCUGUGUGCCAACCCUGACAUUCCCAAGGAGUUCCUGAAACUCUGUGCCACACCAGACGCUGACCAGAUAUUUGAGGAUUUAAAACCCAUCGCGAGAUCCCCCGAGCUUUGUGAGAUUUGUGCUUUUGCUGCAUGUGCCGGCUGUUGAAGAGAGGCAUUACGGCAGCACUGCUCCAGCUCCCUCCAUUGCCCUUCAACCUCUGCUUUCUGCUGACCUGAGAAGACAAGAUACGGACACUAUGACUCCCUCCAUCUUCUCGACACCGCUCUCUCAUGCCAGCUUCAAUACUGCCAGCACUGAACAUUGAAAAUCAUCAGCCAGACCCCACCCCACAAAUAAAAAAUAAUAAAUCUG